GCGGCCCCGCCUCCACCCUGCUUCUGUUCCGGCUGCUCCCUCCGCUGCCGUUUCUACCGACCGAACCAGCUGUCAGACUGCCCGCUGCUCUCGCUCUCUCUUCGGGCCGAAAGCACCGACACGACCCGAGGAACAACAGCCGACAUACGUUGUCUCCCGUUUCUUGGCUUGUGUGGUGAAACGGCCGGCUGGCGUCCUCCGCAAGGGACAGCAGGCUCUCAGACGCUGUGAUCCAUGAGGACUUGGCUCGCCAUAAUCCGCUAAAGAGCAUUAGCGUGCUAAGUUUAGCGCCGGGGCUGCGAGAUGCAGAUAUCCGAGCCCUACAACCAGAAGAACUCGCUGUUCAACACCAUGAACCGCUUCAUCGGCGCCGUCAACAACAUGGACCAGACGGUGAUGGUGCCCAGCCUGCUGCGGGACGUGGAGGACGUGAAGACGGCCGCGGAGAACGCCGCUAACGACAGCAGCAGCGAUGCGUACUACGUCCAGGACGGCGACAUGUACAGCUCCUACGUGCUGUUAAAAUCCAUCCGCAACGACAUCGAGUGGGGCGUCUUGCAGGGCGACGAGCGGUGUAAAGAGAAGCCGGCGACCGCGGCUGUGGCCGUGGCGGCCGGCGGGGAGGGAAACGAAGACGGCGAGGACAAUGACCUGGAGAAACAGUUUCAUUUCCACCUGAAGGGACUCCACGCUGUUCUGUCCAAACUGACGUGUAAGGCCAACACGCUCACCAGCCGCUACAAGGAGGAGAUCGGCUGCGGGAACUGACCGCCACGCGCUCACACGGAGAAUUUAUUCGGUUGUUUUUAUACACCGGUCGGCUCGGUAACUGUUUAGACGCAAAAACUCAACCCUCCUGCUGUCCUUGGGUCAAAUCUGACCCAUUUUCAAAGAGUUUCUAUAUCAGAAAUUUGGGUUUCUUUCAACGAAAUUGUCAAAAUAAAUAACGUGAAUGGAACAAUUAUUUUCAACAAUCUCCAUCACCAAACUCCACCAGACUCCAUGUAAAUAAUCAGUAAUUUUAGCGUGUAUAGAGCCAGCAUAUUUCCACCA
Messenger RNA from Sander lucioperca (pikeperch), 1053 nucleotides. Its product is annotated as mid1-interacting protein 1-B-like. Gene Ontology annotation, cellular component: cytosol. Bases 304 to 768 code for a protein of 154 amino acids. The record is from RefSeq and is a predicted model, not a curated record. NCBI's taxonomy places the organism in Eukaryota, Metazoa, Chordata, Actinopteri, Perciformes, Percidae. Gene Ontology annotation, biological process: regulation of lipid biosynthetic process. The transcript is spliced from 2 exons.